AUGUCAAUAGCAGAUAAGUCAAUUUUAGUUCUUAAUAGCCUUGGUCUAAUGAUUGGCUCGGAUGUAAUAUACAGCGAGGGAGCAGUGAUGGACUUGUUGGCCACACUAAUUCGACUGUGUGAAGCUCAAACAACAAUUUUUUUGGCUGGAGAGCUUAGAAAUGAUGCUGUCCUUGAAUAUUUCUUAGAUUCUGCAAUGAAGGAGUUCAAUAUUGGGCGUGUUGAUCAAUCACAGUGGCAUCCAGAUUACUGCACUCCACGUGUCGUGAUAUAUGUUCUCGUGAAAAAGUGA
Molecule: messenger RNA, 291 nt
Organism: Ilex paraguariensis (yerba mate)
Lineage: Eukaryota; Viridiplantae; Streptophyta; Magnoliopsida; Aquifoliales; Aquifoliaceae
Source: the annotation of a GenBank genome assembly